Megalobrama amblycephala (Wuchang bream) is the source of this 3479-nucleotide messenger RNA. RefSeq names its product deltex 1, E3 ubiquitin ligase (gene dtx1). Gene Ontology annotation, molecular function: ubiquitin protein ligase activity; zinc ion binding. The transcript has 10 exons. The coding region runs from base 697 to 2595 and encodes 632 amino acids. Lineage: Eukaryota; Metazoa; Chordata; Actinopteri; Cypriniformes; Xenocyprididae. Gene Ontology annotation, cellular component: nucleoplasm. The record is from RefSeq and is a predicted model, not a curated record. Gene Ontology annotation, biological process: protein ubiquitination; Notch signaling pathway.
GCGCGCACGAGCAACAGUCGCGCGGCGGAGGAUGCGCACAACAUGAGCAACAGCCAAUACAGCUCAUGCACAGCAGAACACGGUGAAUUCUGACUCUCUUCUGCUCAUUUCGUGUCGGGAAUGUGAUCUACAAACACUUUAUUUGUCCGGCCUUUCGUUUGAGGCCGGUUAGAUGCUUUUUGCGUCCUUUAUUCUGGAUCAAACCUCCGGUUCUUCGUCACGGUUCGGCGGAGACGCUUCACAUCACAGGUGACUGAUUCCUCUUUCCUCAUUUCUGCGUCCAUUCUGAGACACGAUAUUACUUCAGACUAAAGCAGAAAACUGGACUUCAGGAUUGCAGGAUUUUCUGAGCGUCACUAACAGUGACUCCUCCCACUGCAUAUCCCAGAUCAUCUAUUCUGGAUUAUUCUUCUGAGGAGGAGUUACUUUGGAGAGCAUGAUUACUUCCAGAGCUGGAAUACUAGAGACUAAUCUAGUUUAUGUGGGCAAACUGAAUUACAUCGGCGAAUCCCUAAUGUGAACAGAGCAGCGGCUAUUUCAUUUUGCUGCAGGACGUGCAUUGACUUCCACAGCAGCUCGUGUAGUUUCGGAAUGUUCACAGUGUCUUUUUAUUAAGAUCAUUCUCUUGGAAGAUUAUUUCCUGCUUAUAUUGUCACAAAUUCCGUUCUGCCUGCUGUUGGUGUGGAGUUGAAUCCAAUGGCUCGACCCGGCUCCGGGGUUCUGGUGUCGCUGGGAGGCGGAUACUCGUCUCAGAGCAUGGCGAGGGUGGUGGUUUGGGAAUGGAUGAAUGAACACGGCCGCUGGAGGCCAUACAGCGCCGCUGUUUGCCAUCACAUCGAAAACGUCCUGAAGGGAGACGCACGUGGGACCGUCAUACUGGGACAGGUGGAUCCGCAGCUCGCGCCGUACGUCAUAGACCUGCAGUCCAUGCAUCAGUUCAGACAAGACACAGGCACAAUGCGUCCCGUGCAGCGCAAUUUCUACGACCCGUCCUCGUCUCCGGGCAAGGGCAUCGUAUGGGAGUGGGAAAACGACUGUGGAUCCUGGACGCCAUAUGACAUGGAGUUGUGCGUCAGCAUCCAGAACGCCUACGAGAAGCAGCACCCCUGGCUGGACCUGAGCUCGCUGGGCUUCAGCUACCUGGUGGACUUCGACGGCAUGUCGCAAACCAACCGGCAGAGCCAGAGGAAGCGGCGCAUUCGCCGGCGGAUGGACCUUGCGUAUCCACUCAUCGCCGGAUCCAUCCCCAAAUCCCAGUCCUGGCCCGUGGGCACCAACUCGGGCACCCCGUGCACCUGCCAGCAGUGCAUGCUGGUCCACAGCACACGGGCCGCGUCCAACGCCAUCCUGGCCCUGCAGCAGAGGAGGAAACUGUACGGGACGGAGGGCGGAGCCAAUCAGACGGCCGCUGUCGUGAGGCAGAGCAACACCUUCGCUGGCUCCUCCCUCUGGUCGCCCACGACAACUGUUGCCAGGGGACACCAUAACAACAUAAAGGCCGUUGGAGGAGGAGCUGGGAAGAUGGAGAUGAACGGGGGGAAUUUCCCAUGCGCCCCUGCGCUGGUGACGCUUCCGACCAAUCACACGCUUACUAUUAACGGACAGAAUAAUCUGAACCGGCCGGGAACGCAGCGGAUCGCGGUGACGACGAGCCGAGGAUCCAUCCCUCCUGGGGUUCCUGCACUUCCUGUGAAGAACCUCACUGGAUCAGGGCCCGUCCAUCCUGCCUUAGCAGGUAUCACAGGUAUCCUCAUGUGCGCUGCCGGACUCCCCGUGUGUUUGACUCGAGCCCCUAAACCCAUCCUCCAUCCACCGCCGAUCAACAAGAGCGACCUGAAACCAGUGCCGGGAAUCAACAGCAUCCGACGCAAGACCAAGAAAAAACACCUUCGUAAAGGUAAAAACCCAGAGGAUGUAGUUCGACGGUACACAGAGAAAGUCAAAACGGCCCCAGAUGAGGACUGCACCAUCUGCAUGGAGAGACUGGCCACGGCGUCCGGAUACGAGGGAGUGCUGAGCUACAAGGGCAUCAAACCCGAGCUGGUCGGCAAACUGGGAAAGUGUGGUCACAUGUACCAUCUCCUGUGUCUGGUGGCCAUGUACAACAACGGCAAUAAGGACGGCAGUCUGCAGUGUCCCACCUGUAAGGCCAUCUAUGGGGAGAAAACCGGCACGCAGCCCCCUGGGAAGAUGGAGUACCACGUCAUUCCUCAUUCUCUGCCUGGACACUCCGACACCAAGACUAUCCGUAUCGUCUAUGACAUUCCCGCUGGAAUACAGACCACGGAGCAUCCCAACCCUGGGAAAAAGUACAGCGCGCGGGGAUUUCCUCGACACUGCUACUUACCGGACAACGAGAAAGGCCGGAAGGUGUUGAAGUUGCUAAUCAUGGCGUGGGACCGUCGUCUGAUCUUCACCAUCGGGACGUCCAGCACCACGGGAGAGUCGGACACGGUCGUGUGGAACGAGAUUCACCACAAGACCGAGUUCGGCUCCAACCUGACCGGCCACGGCUACCCCGACCCCAACUACCUGGACAACGUGAUGAGAGAACUGUCCGCUCAGGGCGUCGGCGAGGACAACCUGAAGGACUGAGGCGGUGCGGUGCGGGUCGGUCCGCUGCGGGGCACACAACUGCACACACCCCUCAUUCGGAGGCGUUUCUGACCGCUGGAGAGACCUUUGACCUCUCGGCGGCGGCUUGAACAGGGAGCGACGGUCCUCGCUGACUCCGAGUCAGUCCGAGUGGAUGAUGAUGGAGCGAAGAAAACAACAGUCACAGCUUUCUCUAUCUCUCUCUAUCUCGUUCUUUUUUUGAGGCUACCCUUAAUGCAGCUGGGCUCAGACCCGAGUGCAUGUGGUGGUUGUAUAUACACACAUUCGUGGUUGACCGAUCUACAGAUUGCUUUUUAAAAUGCUUAUUUUAUGCUAAGUUAACACCUCUGAUGCUGAUAAUCACAAAACCACCAGAUAUCAGAUGAUUAAUAAUCGGGUUUCCCGAUAUAUCGGUCAACCGUUGCACCCAAUAUCUGUUAUUUCCAUCGGUCGACAUGGAGAACUUUUUUGUUUCCAUGUUGUUUUUGCAUCACUUUCAGACAGGGAUGGUUUUCCUGGUGUUUUCUGCCUGGAUUCUUUGAAACAUUAUCGGUUUGGCCUCCGUAUAUAUAAUUAAAGGAGGCCCGUAGUUGUUGGCGUUUGUAGGGAUAUUUGUGUAGAUGGAUCCGCGGGGCUGUUUCUGAUGUUUGUGCAACCGCUGCAUAAAAUAUGUGCACUUCAAAACAUUCAGCUCUUCAGCUCGUGUGCUACUUUUGAACUUCAGAGCAAUUAGGCGGAGCGAACUGAGAUUUGAGGAUCCUUCUGUGUGCAGUUUAAUAUUUAGAGUGAAUAAGAUGAAUAGGAUGUCUUCUUGAAAUAUGCAAUGAUUCAUAUUCUAUCUUGCUUCGUUUCUCUUUUAUGUCAUAAAUCUGAGAGUGCUUGCA